Eucalyptus grandis is the source of this 1251-nucleotide messenger RNA. RefSeq names its product equilibrative nucleotide transporter 3. Gene Ontology annotation, cellular component: plasma membrane. Lineage: Eukaryota; Viridiplantae; Streptophyta; Magnoliopsida; Myrtales; Myrtaceae. Gene Ontology annotation, molecular function: nucleoside transmembrane transporter activity. The record is from RefSeq and is a predicted model, not a curated record. Gene Ontology annotation, biological process: nucleoside transmembrane transport.
AUGACCACUGCUGGUGAAACUGGGGUUCCGGCUAGGCUAGAGGGGAAGUUCAAGGCCAUGGUGUUCUGUUGGGUCCUUGGACUUGGGUCUCUUGUUGCUUGGAACAGCAUGCUGACCAUCGGAGAUUAUUACUAUAAAGUUUUCCCGCAUUACCAUCCUUCAAGAGUGCUUACCAUUGUUUAUCAACCAUUCGCAAUUGGGACGAUGGCUAUCUUAACGUACCAAGAAUCCAAAGUCGAUACAAGGAAGAGGAAUAUAAUUGGAUACAUUCUUUUCACUCUAAGUACACUCUUUCUCUUAGUUUUGGACUUAGCAACUUCAGGGAGGGGAGUUUGGCCUUAUUUCGGUAUAUGUGUGCUCGUUGCCUGCUUUGGAGUGGCCAAUGCUCAUGUUCAGGAUGGUAUGGUCGGUGAUCUGUCUUUCAUGUGUCCUGAAUUCAUGCAGUCGUUUUUUGCUGGAAUAGCUGCAUCAGGAGCUCUAACAUCUGGUAUGAGGCUGAUCACGAAAGCAGCCUUUCACAAGGCUCAUGAUGGACUUUGCAAGGGAGCUAUGUUGUUUAUGGCAAUCUCCACAUUCUUCGAGUUCAUCUGUAUCAUUCUGUAUGCGACUUGGUUUGCUAAGAUUCCAAUUGUGAAGCACUACCGCUCGAAGGCGGCCUCAGAAGGUUCCAAAACUGUCUCAGCUGAUCUUGCUGCCGCUGGAAUCCAAACACAGGUGUCAUAGCAGUGGAACUUUCUCUGUUGUAAUCGAUUGAGCAACAAACAACUAUUGUUUCAGAACAUAGAUUAUGCCAUUGAUCUAUAUCUUAUACAUGUUUUGACACUAACAAUCCUCCCAGGCUUUCUCUAUGAGAAUACCAGAACACACCAGUUGGGAUCAUGGUACGCACUCGUUCUGAUUGCUAUGUACAAUGUAUGGGAUCUCAUAUCUCGGUACAUUCCCCUCAUUGGCUGGCUCAAGUUAGAGUCCCGAAAGGGCCUCUUGAUCGCGAUUGUCGCCCAUUUCUUGCUUGUCCCCACAUUCUACUUCACGGCAAAGUACGGUGAUCAAGGGUGGAUGAUAAUGCUCGUUUCCUUCUUGGGCUUGAGCAAUGGAUAUCUCACUGUCUGUGUUAUGACAGUAGCACCCAAAGGCUACAAGGGACCAGAGCAAAAUGCCUUGGGCAACUUGCUUGUCCUUUUUCUCUUGGGUGGGAUAUUUUCGGGAGUUUCUUUGGGCUGGCAGUGGAUCAUACACAAUGACAAGUUCUAG